This is a messenger RNA of Aspergillus melleus, 738 nucleotides long. RefSeq lists its product as uncharacterized. Lineage: Eukaryota; Fungi; Ascomycota; Eurotiomycetes; Eurotiales; Aspergillaceae. The record is from RefSeq and is a predicted model, not a curated record. The transcript has a single exon. The coding region runs from base 1 to 738 and encodes 245 amino acids.
AUGGGCUGUUUGGAUGAGCCAGGGACCAGUCAUAUUGGGCCCUUUGCACGGGAGCCCUUGACAGACUUCGUGAAAUCUAAAAUCUCUCCAAUCGGACCGGUGACCAGCCGGAAAGAUUUCAACGUCUCCAGCGUGUUACUUACCAUGGAUCUCAUCCUGAGGGAGGAGGCCUUUACCGACCGACCCAUUGAUGGAUUCCUAAUCUACCGGUUCCUCCUUGACUGUGCCCAAAAGAUACUCUCCCGCAACGAGCCCGAGGAUGGAGAGUUCUAUCUUCGAUAUGCGGACGAUAAAGGCACCCAUAUACUUGUUGACGAGGAUUGCAACAUCACCGGUAUAAUCGACUGGGAAUGGGCCCAUACGGACACGCGAUCCGCGGCAUUCAGAUCCCCGAUGCUCGUUUUGCCCGUUUGUGACUUCUUCAAUGGAAAGAGUGAGCUUGGGGACAACGAAUUGCUUCUGGCCAAGUCAUUCGAGGCGAAAGGUCAUCCUGAGCUUUCCCAAGCGGUGCGAGACGGACGGGCUCUUCAUUUCUUUGAGUUUUGCUGCCGAUAUGACGUUCCAGAAUGGCGCAACUUGAUACGUCUGUUUCACGGUCUUCGUAGGACGGUCGGCAUAGAUGGUGAGUUGAAGUGGGAGGAAUGGAAAAAAAAGGCCUUGAAGCAGUGGAGGAAUGAUCAUCAGUUGCAGGAAUUGCUGAGUCGACAUCCCCGAGGCCGCGCGAAUAGAAAGGCCUGA